CGCCAGCAGCAGUAGAACCGCUGUGGUCAACUAGUUAACUUCGCUCUUAUAAUUUUCAGUCAACGGAUUUUGCUUCUCUUCGCUCUUCCCUUCUCUCCUACUCAGCAGAGGCGUCACGACACCACUGAAGUCGAGAGGAGAGGGGCUUGGAUGAAAGACAAGUGGAUGAAAGACACGUGUACGAUUCGAGUCUCGAGAAGAACAGAUGGUGGGAAAAAUCCCUAAGGCUUGGCACCUGUCUUUCAGAUUCAGAAAGUUAAGAUUCAGCUAAUUUCUCUAACUAGGUAGCUAGCUACCUGUUGUGAUUGGGAAACACAUCGAGUGCCAAGCAGCCUUUUACUAGGAGGUGCAGCAAGGCUAUUGUGAAGAUUCGAUGCUCAGAUAGCCACGAGCCAUCGCUGCGCUCAGAGGAUGCUGAGUUUUUCUCUCCAGAGCCAGUCUGUGAUGGACAUACUGUAGCUCAGUAACACGUGGCGCUCCUCAGCACCAGCUAGAACCCAGCAGAGGUCCAACGUGGGGGACUGGUAUCCGGAAGACUGACCCUGGCCCCUGGGCCAUGACAGAUCCCAUCAUGGACUUCUUUGACGACCCCAACCUGUUUGUGGGAGGGCUGGACGGGUUGGCUGAGGAGGGCUUCCCCCCUGGACCCUCGCUGGUGGAUGAGCUCAACCUCAGCGCAGGCUUUGAGCCUCUACAGGUGGAGCCGAUGGGGGCAGGGAAACACCCCGGGAUGAUACCCACCUCCAUGCCGUCCUCCACCCAACAGAGCAUGGCUUAUGGGCAGCAGAUGGGGCAUUUUCCGGGCAUGAAGGCCCAGAACUCCAUGGGACAGCCCUUCGCUGGCUCUGAGGGUGUGGGUGGUGGAGGGAUGAUAGCAGCACAGCAUACCCAGUUCCAUGGACGCUCAAUUGGUCAGGCACCCCAAUCCAACGCGUUGUUUUCCAACAGCAGCCCCAUGUGGGGCAACCAGGAGCAGAACAGGAACCUCUACCACUCAGUGCCCCAGCAACAGCAACAACUACAUCAACAACAGCAGCAGCAACUCCACAACCAACAGCAUCACCUCCGACAGCAACAGCCACAGCAGCAGCAUCACCCUUGUCAACAACUUCAGCAACAACAAGUGCAGCAGUUACAGCAGCAACACCAGCUUCUGAACCAGCGGCAGCAGCAGCACCUUCAUCAACAGGUAGUGAACCCUCAGUCUCUGCCCCAGCAGCACCACAGCUUCCCCUUCCACCAGGCCAACCAACAGCCAGCAUCCCACAACCAGCAGCUUACCACCGGGGGGACCCAGUUCCACUCCAGGGCUGUGCCUAACUCAGGGGCUCUGGCCACAGCUAAUGUGGAAACCCCCAAUGCCUCGCUGGCUGGAACCCCACCACAGCAGGGUGGCUACCAGCUGGUGCAGGGGGCCUUUCCUGGGGUAGGGCCAGAGGACUCUAGCAUGUCCUUCUCCAUGCAGACGUGCUCCCCCAUGGCUCACACCCUGUCUUCCUGCUCAGUGAGCUCCACCACUACCUACCCUCCCUCCCAGUACUCCUUCCCUGGCCAGGGACAGCCUGGCAUCUCCAGCCUGAGCCAGCCUCUCUCUUUAGCCCCAGUGUCCAUGAUCCCCACCACCACUCCCCUGCCCUCCUCAGUGCCUGAACUCUCUCUCGUGGGAGCUGGAUGUGCGUUUUCGUCUGCUCCAGGGAUGACUCAGCAUCACCAGCCCAAACAGGUCCCAGUCAGCCAGGCUGAGGACGAAUGUCCCUUCCGGGCUCUGCGCUGCUCCAGGCAGACCUUAGGGAACUACGACUCUUCUGAGAUGUUUGGCCAGGCCAUGAGCUGCUAUCCCAGUGCAGUCAGCCAGCUCGUUCCAGACCAGCACCAGCCCCAGAACUGUGGAUCUAACUUGGAAGUUACCAGACCUCCGGCUAGCACCACUACCACUAACGGCUACGUGUCUCUAGAGGUUAGCCUGGCAGGGCUGCAAGGGGAGGUGGAGGCCCAAGGAGGGGUCUUUGAGGGCUUGGAGGCUCCGGACCUGCUGGCUGAUGAGCUGCUGCCUCAGCUGGAAGCUGCCCUGAGUCAGCACGACCACCACGACUCCAAUUGUUCCUGGACCAAUGGUGGGGAUGGAGAAAGGAAUGGAAAGGGAGAGGAAGAAGAAGAGAUGAAGAAGGAAGAAAGGAUCUCCAUACCCAUGGACUACAAGAUACAGCCUCCCAAGAACAAGAAUGCUAAUGGUCCCAACAGCCACACAGCAGCGCGGGUCCUCAGCCCCCCGAUGAAGAGCAGCUCAUCCUCCUCGUCUUCGUCCUCCUACAGCUCGUCGUUGGAGAAGCGGGCCCAGCGGAGGCUGGUGAAGGAGCAGAGGGAGCAGCAGCAACUGAUGGAGGAGGCUGGGGAGGACAAGCAGCUGAAGGCUAACAGGAUCAUCCAUGAGGCCAUUGCUAAGGCCCGGGAGAGAGGAGAGAAGAACAUCCCCAGGGUUAUGAGUCCAGAGAGCUUCCCCUCUGGGAGCUCCUCGGCCCACAGGAGAGAGAGGGACAGAGACAGAGACAGGGAGAGGGACCGAGGCAACAAGACCAGGACCAAGGCCUCCAAGAAGGCCCGCAUUGUGUCCUCGUCCAAGCCCAAACAGAAGGCCAAGAUCGGGAAAAUCGUCAUUAAAUUUGGAGGGAUGAAGAAGAAGAGGGAGACAGAGUCUUCAGAGGAGGGGUCUGAUGAAGAACGUCCGCCUCGAAGAUCCUUUAAAGACGAUGACUCGACACGUCGGUCGAACCGCCAGGUGAAGAGGAAGAAGUAUGCAGAGGAGGGAGAGGCCAGGGUGUCUGAUGAGGAGGUGAAGGUCAUGGUUAAAACCAAAAAGACCAGCACUGCUGCAGCACGCAAAGAGCCAGCACAGCAGCUGUUUGUGGAAAACCCCAGUGAGGAGGAUGCUGCGGUUGUUGACAAGAUCAUGUCAUCUCGAAUAGUCAAGAACGAGGUCGCUCCAGGAGUUAUCGUAGAAGUGGAGGAGUUCUUUGUAAAAUACAAAAACUACUCCUACCUCCACUGUGAGUGGGCCGUAGAGCAGCAGCUGGAAAAAGACAAGAGGAUUCAGCAGAAGAUCAAACGUUUCAAGAUUAAACAGGCACAGAGAGCCCACUUCUUUGCAGAUAUGGAGGAGGAUCCCUUUAACCCUGACUAUGUGGAGGUAGACAGAGUACUGGAGGUGUCCUAUUGUGAAGACAAGGACACAGGAGAGCAGGUGGUGUACUACCUGGUGAAGUGGUGCUCUCUGCCCUAUGAAGACAGUACAUGGGAACUGAAGGGGGAUGUGGACCAGAGUAAAAUAGAGGAGUUUGAGCUGCUGCAGGCAGCAAGGCCAGACUCCCGCAGGAUGGAGCGUCCCCCAGCCAGCCUGUGGAAGAAGAGGGAUCAGUCGAGGGAGUACAGGAACAGUAACGUCCUCAGGGACUACCAGCUGGAGGGAGUCAACUGGCUCCUCUUCAACUGGUACAACAGACGGAACUGUAUCCUGGCAGAUGAGAUGGGUCUGGGGAAGACUAUCCAGUCCAUCACGUUUCUGGAGGAGAUCUGGCGUGUUGGCAUCAGGGGCCCCUUUCUCAUCAUCGCCCCCCUCUCCACCAUCGCCAACUGGGAGAGGGAGUUCAGAACGUGGACCCACCUCAACGUCAUUGUCUACCACGGCUCCAUGGUCAGCAGGCAGAUGCUGCAGCAGUACGAGAUGUACUCCAGAGACACACAGGGUCGUGUGGUGCGGGGAGCCUACAAGUUCCACGCCCUCAUCACCACCUUUGAGAUGAUCCUGGGCGGCUGUCCAGAGCUCAACGCCAUCGAGUGGCGCUGCGUCAUCAUCGACGAGGCCCAUCGCCUCAAGAACAAGAACUGCAAGCUGCUAGAGGGCUUCAAGCUCAUGAAUCUGGAACACAAAGCUCUCCUGACAGGGACCCCCCUCCAGAACACAGUAGAGGAGCUGUUCAGUCUGCUGCACUUCCUGGAGCCUCAAAGCUUCCCCUCAGAGAAUACCUUCAUGCUGGAGUUUGGAGACCUCAAGACUGAGGAGCAGGUCCAGAAGUUGCAGGCCAUCCUGAAGCCCAUGAUGCUGCGUCGUCUCAAGGAGGACGUGGAGAAGAAGCUGGCUCCUAAGGAGGAAACCAUCAUUGAGGUUGAGCUGACCAACAUCCAGAAGAAGUACUACAGAGCCAUCCUAGAGAAGAACUUCUCCUUCCUGUCUAAAGGAGUCGGCCAGGCCAACGUCCCCAACCUGGUCAACACCAUGAUGGAGCUGAGGAAGUGUUGCAACCACCCCUACCUCAUCAAAGGUGCUGAGGAGAAGAUCUUGGAGGACUUCCGAGAGGUGUACAGCCCUGUUGCCUUUGAUUUCCACCUGCAGGCCAUGGUGCAGUCGGCUGGUAAACUGGUCCUCAUAGACAAGCUGCUGCCCAAGAUGAAGGCCGGGGGACACAAGGUCCUCAUCUUCUCUCAAAUGGUCCGCUGUCUGGAUAUCCUGGAGGACUACCUCAUCCAGAGAAGGUACCUGUAUGAGCGUAUCGAUGGCAGAGUGAGAGGUAACCUGCGUCAGGCAGCUAUAGACCGUUUCAGCAAACCAGACUCGGACCGCUUUGUGUUCCUGCUGUGUACCCGGGCUGGAGGUCUGGGCAUCAACUUGACUGCUGCUGACACCUGUAUUAUCUUUGACUCAGACUGGAACCCACAGAACGACCUGCAGGCCCAGGCUCGCUGCCAUAGGAUUGGUCAGAACAAGGCGGUGAAGGUGUACCGUCUGAUCACCAGGAACUCUUACGAGCGGGAGAUGUUUGACCGGGCCAGCCUCAAACUGGGCCUGGACAAGGCUGUGCUGCAGAGCAUGAGUGGCAGAGAGAACAGCGUGCCGGGAGGAGGGCCAACCCAGCAGCAGCUGUCUAAAAAGGAGAUCGAGGACCUGCUGAGGAAAGGGGCUUAUGGAGCUCUGAUGGACGAUGAGGAUGAGGGGGCCAAGUUCUGUGAGGAGGACAUCGACCAGAUCCUUCAACGCAGGACCAAGACCAUCACCAUCGAGUCUGAGGGACGGGGAUCUACCUUUGCCAAGGCCAGUUUUGUGGCAUCCGGAAACCGCACAGACAUUUCUCUGGACGACCCCAACUUCUGGGACAAGUGGGCCAAGAAGGCUGAGAUUGACAUGGACACUGCCAAUGGCAGAAACAGCCUGGUAAUUGACACUCCGAGGGUGAGGAAGCAGACCCGACCCUUCAGUGCCACUAAGGACGAGCUGGCAGAGCUGUCAGAGGGCGAGAGUGACAACGAGGACAAGCCCAAGCUCCGCCGGCCCCACGACCGCCUCAAUAGCUACGGCAGGACAGAGUGCUUCAGAGUGGAGAAGAACCUACUAGUAUACGGGUGGGGUCGUUGGAAGGAUAUCCUGCUCCAUGGUCGUUUUAAGAAGCAGCUGACAGAGCGUGAUGUAGAGUCUAUCUGCAGAGCCCUUCUGGCCUACUGUCUGGUUCACUACCGCGGUGACGACAAGAUCAAGAGCUUCAUGUGGGACCUGAUCGCCCCCUCCGAGGACGGACAGACCAAGGAACUACAGAACCACCUGGGUCUGUCGACCCCAGUCCCCAGAGGCAGGAAAGGGAAGAAGAUGAAGACUCAAUCCAGCACAUUUGACAUCCAGAAGGCUGAGUGGAUCAGAAAGCACAACCCAGAACACAUGCUACAGGACGAGGGAUACAAGAAGCACCUCAAACACCACUGCAACAAGGUGUUGCUGCGGGUUAGAAUGCUCUACUACCUGAAACAAGAGGUGAUGGGAAGCCAGUCACAGAAGAUACUGGACGGCGUGGACUCCAGUGAGAUCAAGAUCUGGGUUCCUGAGCCCGACAGCUCUGAGCUACCAGCCCUGUGGUGGGACAACAUCUCUGACAAGUGUCUGCUGUUGGGGGUCUACAAGCACGGUUAUGAGAAGUAUAACACAGUGCGUGCAGACCCUGCCCUCUGCUUCCUAGAGCGGGUGGGCCGGCCAGACGAGAAGGCCAUCGCUGCUGAACAGAGAGCCAAUGACUUCAUGGAUGGGGACGUGGAUGACCCAGAAUACAAGCCUGCCCCAGCCUUGCUGAAGGACGAUAUGGAGGAUGACGCCUCCUCUCCUGGAGACCUGGUUGUCACAGACAACCCUGGAGAGGGUGCUCCAGUGAUGAUGGAAGGGUUAGGUGGAGGAGGAGGAGAUGCAGCCUACUGGCCCUCUUCCUCAGUGCUAACAGCCAGACUGAGACGCCUGAUCACAGCCUCUCAGCGCUACACCAAGUCCAGACAGAUCCUCCACAUCCACCAGACCCAGCACACCACCCAGGUCACGCCCUCACUGUGUCCCCUGCCACCCACCCUCAACGACACUAUCAACCCCAAGAUGGCCGCCAAGAUAGAACGCCAGCAGAGAUGGACGAGGCGAGAGGAAGCUGAUUUUUACCGUGUGGUGUCUACCUUUGGUGUGGUGUUUGACCCAGACCUGGGCCGUUUCGACUGGACCAAGUUCAGAGCCAUGGCUCGGCUGCACAAGAAGACAGACGAGAGUCUGCAGAAGUACCUGUGGGCCUUCACUGCCAUGUGCAGGAGAGUGUGUCGCCUGCCACCAAGAGAAGGAGACACAGCGGUGGACCCCUCUCUGUCCAUUCAGCCCAUCACAGAGGAGCGUGCAUCUCGUACCCUCUACAGAGUAGAGCUGCUACGCCAGGUCAGGGAACAGGUCCUGCGCCACCCCUUGCUCUAUGAGCGCCUGCCCCUGUGCCAGCUGGGCUCGGACCUGCCCGUGUGGUGGGAGACCGGUACCCAUGACCGAGACCUCCUAAUCGGGGCUACCAAGCACGGCGUCAGCCGCACAGACUACCACAUCCUCCGAGACCCAGAGCUCUGCUUCAUGGCUGCCCAGCGCAACUACAGCCAGAAUAAAGGAGUCCAACUGCCAUCCCAGACCCCUACUCCGCUCCUGAACCCCCAGUACCAGGCUAGUAGAGACCCAGCCUUGUCCGAGUCCCCAGUGCCAACCCCAGCCCAGAGGGAGAGGGAGGACAUUCCGGGGGCAGUGCCCAAAGAAGAACCUCUCUCGGAGGGGGAGGAGCGCAUGGAGAGAGGGGGUCAGGUGGAGGGGUGGAGUCCCCAGCCUGCCCCUCUCACCCCUACAGGGAUAGAGGAGAAGCCUGACCUGGGGGUGGUGAAAGGAGAGAACGAGAGCCACAUGGUGGCGGCACGGACCAAGCCACUCACACCCAACUCAGCCGCCAGGAAAGAGAAGAAAGCCAAUAAAAGAAGUCGAAGAGAGGCCAGACGAGCCGCCUCCGCAGCAUCAGACUCCGACUCGGACGGCUCCUCCUCCAGCUCUUCAUCACGAUCUUCUUCAUCAUCGUCAUCGUCGUCCUCUUCCUCCUCACGCUCCGGAUCCAGCUCCUCUUCGUCUUCAUCCUGCUCAUCAGGCUCCUCAUCUUCCUCUUCCUCAUCCUCAUCUUCCUCUGUUGGCAGUGAGAGUGAGGGAGAGGAAGGAAAGAUCAAGGUCCCGACAGUGGCCAUCGUGAAGGGAUUUGACGAAGACAGUGUGGCGUCUCUCAGCACCACUCAGGAUGAGAUGCAGGACAGUCACGUGACAGAGAACGGCAGCAACAACUCACACCACCACCCCUUCCAGGGAGGAUACAUGCUGGCUGCAUCCUACUGGCCCAAGGACCGUGUGAUGAUCAACCGUCUGGACAGUAUCUGCCAAGCAGUGCUGAAGGGGAAGUGGCCGGGGGCCCGGCGGUCGUACGAGGCAGGAGGGGCCGUAGCCUCCUUCUACACCACCAAGCUGCUGGACAAUGCAGCUGCGGCCAACAACAGCAGCAACCUCUGCUCAGCUUCCGCCUCAGCCUCAGAGGACCCCUCUGCCUCCCCUCAGGGUUCAAAGGUGAAGAAGCAUGUUGCAGGAGAAAAGGAGUUCUCAGUGAAAAUGAAUGAACAGGAGGGGGGUCUGAAGCUGACCUUCCAGAAGCAGGGGCCCGGCCAGCCCCUGAAGAGACCCCUGGAGCCUGAGGAGGGGCCCCUGAGCCAGCAGCAGUACCUUACAAGGCUCCAUGAGCUACAGAGUGCCUCAGACACCAGUCUGGCUGACUUCACCAAGCCCCAGGCUGCCAGCUUCCCACAGGCAUCUACAGGUCUGGCAGGUCAGAUGAAGCUGAACGGCGGUAUGGAUGGCCAGCCGGUGGUGAAGAGGAGGAGAGGAAGAAGGAAGAAUGUGGAGGGGAUGGACCUGCUGUUUAUGAACAGGAAAAGAGGACCAGCCGUGCCUGAAAGCGUGUCCCCGGCGUGGGGUGGUAUGAGUCAGGCUGGCACUGGGCUGUCUAUUGCCUCAGGGCAGGGUAACCCCCUAGGGGCCCGGGGCCCUAUGGACACAGAGAGCAGGGUAUCUGUCAUCAACCUGAAAGAUGGGACCCGUCUGGCCGGAGACGAUGCCCCCAGGAGGAGGGAGCUGGAGCUGUGGCUCAAAGAACACCCAGGCUUUGUGGCUGACACAGGGGCCUUCAUCCCUGGAGUGAAUAAGAGGCAGCUGGAGCAGUUCCAGCAGGAUGGUAGACCCAAGCAGAAGAGGCAUCGCUGCAGGAACCCCAACAAGAUCGAUGUCAACAGUCUGACAGGAGAGGAGAGGGUCCAGAUCAUCAACAGGAGAAAUGCACGCAAGGUUGGUGGGGCCUUCGCCCCCCCUCUAAAGGACCUGUGUCGGUUCCUUCAGGAGAACCCAGAGUACGGGGUUCCACCAGAGUGGGCCGACGUCGUCAAGCAGUCGGGCUACCUCCCAGAGAGCAUGUUUGACCGGAUCCUGACAGGACCCAUCGUACCAGAGGAGGUGAGUCGGCGUGGACGGAGGCCCAAGAGCGCCCUGGCCAAGGCUGCAGCUACAGCCAACCAGGGGGCCCCAUCCAUGGGCCUCAACCCCCUGCUGGCCAACGGCCUCCUCUCUGGCAUGGAUCUAUCUAGUCUACAGGCCUUCCAGCAGAACCUCCAAAGUCUCCAGUCACUGCAGCUCACUGCCGGCCUCAUGGGCCUGCCCACGGAUGCUAACAACCUGGCCGCCAUGUUUCCCAUGAUGCUCUCUGGCAUGGCUGGGCUUCCCAACCUCCUGAGCAUGGGGGAUCUGCUGGGGAAGCCCCCACAGGACGCAACGGGGGGAGCUGAGCAGAGGAAGAGGAAGAAGGGAAGCAGAGAAGGAGGAGUAGGGGAGCCCUCGUCUGCCUCCUCCGAAGCCCCCUCCUCCUCCCACGGCCCCUCCCACACCUCGGACACCAAAGGUGAAAGGACAGAAAGUCAAAGCAGGGACGGAGAUGGCCGCAUCCCCAGUGUCCAUUCCCCCUCCAGUUCCUCUGCCACCACCUCCACCACCACCCCACUAAGUGCUUCUGCUGCCCAGGCAGCCUCCAGUCACCCUCUGUCUCUUAACCCCUUGUUACUCUCCAGUAUGCUUUACCCAGGGAUGCUUCUCACUCCAGGCCUUAACCUUCCUGUGUCCACCACACAGCCACCACACAGUGACUCAAACAGUGACCACAAACCCCACAAGCCCACUAAGACCGCCCCCUCAAAACCUCUGUCGCCAAGGAGAACACCAGAGUGUCAGGAAGAGGAGGGUCUUGGUGACAAGAGGGAGGAGUCAGGGGAACACAAGGAGGAGAACAGUGGUCCAGAAGGCUCGGGGAAGGCGGAGUCAUCUUCUUCAUCAGAGUCUGGGAGCUCUUCUUCAUCAUCUGAUGGGUCAUCAGACUCCAGCGAUGAAGACUGAGCCUAAUGAAAAUAUAAAUCUAUUUAUGGAUCUAUUAGAAAUGUACGCACAUACAGUACCAGUCAAAAGUUUGGACACACCUACUCAUUCAAGGGUUUUUCUUUAUUUUGACUAUUUUCUGCAUUGUAGAAUAAUAGUGAAGACAUCAAAACUAUGAAAUAACACAUAUGGAAUCAUGUCGUAAACAAACAAUUGUUCAACAUAUUAAAAUAUAUUUUAUAUUCUUCAAAGUAGCCACACUUUGCCUUGAUGACAGCUUUGCACACUCUUGGCAUUCUCUCAACCAGCUUCUCCUGGAAUGCUUUUCCAAUGGUCUUGAAGGAGUUCCCACAUAUGCUGAUCACUUGUUGGCUGCUCUUCCUUCACUCUGCGGUCCAACUCAUCCCAAACCAUAUCAAUUGGGUUGAGGUGGGUGAUUGUGGAAGCCAGGUCAUCUGAUGCAGCAUUCUGUGACUCUCCUUGGUCAAAUAGGCCUUACACAGCCAGGAGAUGUAUUUUGGGUAAUGGUCCUAAUAGGUCUACCAAAUGCAAACCAGAUGGGAUGGCGUAUCGCUGCAGAAUGCUGUGGUAGCCAUGCUGGUUAAGUGUACCUUGAAUUCUAUAUAAAUCACAAAUAGUGUCACCAUCAAAGCACCCCCAUACCAUCACACCUCCUCCUCCAUGCUUCACUGUGGGAACCACACAUGUAGAGAUUAUCCGUUCACCUACUCUGCGUCUCACAAAGACACGGCGCUUAGAACCAAAAAUCUUACAUUUGGACUCAUCAGACCAAAGGACAGAUUUCCACCGGUCUAAUGUCCAUUGCUCGUGUUUCUUGGCCCAAGCAAGUCUCUUCUUAUUAUUGGUGUCCUUUAGAAGUGUAUUUUCUUUUCAGCAAUUUGACCAUGAAGGACUGAUACAGUGUCCUCUGAACAGUUGAUGUUGAGAUGUCUGUUACUGGAACUCUUUCUGAGGCUGGUAACUCUAAUGAACUUAUCCUCUGCAUCAGAGUUAACUCUGCGUCUUCCAUUCCUGUGGGGGUCCUCAUGAGAGCUAGUUUCAUCAUAGCGCUUGAUGGUUUUUGCGACUGCACUUAAAGAAACUUUCAAAGUUCUUGAAAAUUUCUGGAUUGACUGACCUUCAUAUAUUUUGAUUUGUUUAACAAUUUUUUUGGUUACUACAUGAUUCCAUAUGUGUUAUUUCAUAGUUUUGAUGUCUUCACUAUUAUUCUGCAAUGUAGAAAAAAGUAAAAAAUAAAGAAAAACCCUGGAAUGAGAAGGUGUGUCCAAACUUUUGACUGGUACUGUAUAUAUUACACAUAUAUGGAUUUCUCUGCACUUACAUUGUGAUUUCUUUUCAUGUAAAUACAGAAAACGAACUAAAAUGUUGUGUAAUAAAGACUACAAAAGUGAGAAAAGAACCUAGGAGAAACUGAAAUGAACUUUCAGUGUUUGUUCAAAAAGGUACAAUCUUGUUUUGAGAGACAUUUUGCAUGUCAAACUUUAGUAGAUUUCUGAACUUUGUGAACUUGUAUUAGGCCUACACACAUGGAUGUACAAUUGCAACAAUAUGGGGAAAAGAAAUCAAAAUGGCAUUAUUGUAAUUAUCAUGUUGGGAUUUAAUUUUAUUAAAAAAGAGGAAAUAAAUAUGAGCUCUCUGCUGAGCUGUACUGUUAAUAUAUUUUGUAGUGGGAGGAAAAGACCUUGAAUAUUUAGCUUUCCUUUGUAAAUACUUUUACAGGUUUUCUUCUUGACACUUACAGUAUACUUUGCAGAUCAUACGUUUGGAAAAGUCAGCAAUAACUCGGGCAGCUAAUGAAUGUGACUGAUGCUGUAGAUCCUUCAUCAGCCAUGCUUCUCACACAAGGUGUUCAGUCUCUGUUCCAAUGUCCACACUAACACAGUUAUUCAAAUGAAGAAAUGUAUUGGACAUUCAUUCUAAGUAGUAUGCUAGUGUGCAUUUUGGAAUGUAUUUCUCCCCUGCCUGUCUCGCACAACCAACACACAUGGUUCUUUAGUUUCCCAUAUUACACUCGCUAGCACAUAACCAGUUGGGUCUACUCCCCAAAUGCUGCUCUCGCUGGGACAGAAAAGACACAAUUCCACCCCAGUGUUUUUGACUGCAUCGUUACCUCAGCAGAGUAUAGAAGGGAUUGAGUUCACUCAAAUACAUCCUGUUGUGUGUGUUUUGGCAAGACUGGCUCACUCGUCCCCGCUGGGAUCGGUGUUCUUCAUGUAAUACUCUUGAGAGCUUCCACUCACUUAGUCUCUUCCAGUGCCUUGAUUCUGCGAGACUACCACUCACUGUGUUCUGGCUGUGUGUGUUUGUUUGCGUGGGCAUUUCUUUCCAUUUUUGGCUGAGUCAGUGUGUUCUUCAGGCCAUGUACUGAUUGUGUCCCAUGCGUACAGCAUCAAUCGGGCCAUUGUGUAUGGUGGUGUGUAUUGGGGAGGCUAGAGCAUUGGGUUCUACAACCAAAAGUCAAGUCACAUAAACAGCUGGUAUAGUCGACAUAUACUCAACACCCCCUGAGUCAUCUUUAAUACUUUAAAAGCCCAUCAGUAUCUGUGUUCCACUCGUAGUGCCGCCUUCUGCUAUCGAGUGAGCUGAAGAAUCUCCAAUGAGCUCUGACUGUGGGUGAUGUCUGUAGUCUUCCAUUCUGAACACAGUGUGUCCCUGUUGUGUUGAAUUACCUUGCUAUCAUAAACUAGUAAUGAAGUAGCUACACCGUAUGUGUAUUGAGGGACCAGAGGGGUUUGUAUUGUCUCUGAUAUAACUAGAUUACUGAGUCAUCAAAAUGUAUUUUCAUAAUUGACUGUUUAAAAGCAUAGUUUAUACAAUGAUUGCAGUGAUUCUGAAUAGUAUUGGGUUGGCUAUGGUAGGUUAAGUUUAGGCUUGAGUAAGACUGAAUAUCCAGACCUUCCUUUAGAACUGAGCUGCUUUGCUGACUGAUCUCUCUGAUUCAUGGGAUUUGGAGGCUUUUAAGUGUUAAUUUCUAGCCUGGAAUCCAAACUGAUAUGCUGUUUCAUCACUAAACACAUUGUUCAGUCUGAUUUCACCAGGCUAGUUCAUUUCUCCAUAUGUCUUACUGAUCAAUCCACUGAUGACUGGAUCGGCAGACAGACUGAUAGAUGUAGAAGUGUCCUUACGCUCGCUGUACCUCUGUGUGUUUCACACCAUCACUUUCUCACUCAACUUCCAGUCAGUAUCUGAUGUGAUUUAACAGAUGUUUUAUGUUCCUUAUUUUCUACGGCUCAAUGGUGGUGUAUUUUUUCAUUACCAUAUGACAUGGCUCAUCUGUGCUCAUCCUCGUGGUAACCAAGGGAGACACUGAGACUGGAAUUCAGUAUACCCUAAGUACCUGUUGUAAUUAUGUUUAGUGCAACAGUGCUUUCCGGAUUGAUACAGCACCGUGUAGGAGAACUGUCCAUACACGUUGGACUGCUAGGCAGGCACACAUUUGGAAAUGAUCUUGAAGAUGAAUGAGACGUUUUAUUUUACAUGGUGACAAUGAAACGUCACAACAGGUUACAUCUGUGGUAGAGACAUUAAUUUAGUCUCUUUCAGCCUUCAUUUAGCUGUUGACUGAGCCUAUAUUGAACCCAUUCAUCAACGUAUACAAGCCCACCAGACAGACAGCCCUGCCCUGUUGUCUAAACCAAGACUGAUGAAGAACCUCCACUCACUGAAAUAACAUUUACUUUAAAGAUGUUUUGUUUUCCCCAUUCACCUAUGAUGUCCUUUACCAUGGUUUCUGUGUGUAAACUCAGAGACAGCCAGGUUGUUACUCUUCCUGAAAGUCAACCUAAAUAGAUUUAUCAUUGUCAGUUUGCCACUUUAGUUUGGGCUGGUUCCGACCACUAGGUCUCACAAGCCUAGUGAAUUCGAUAGAACCACCUUCAACUGUCAUUUUGUUCCACUUCAUACCGAGUCUAUCCCUAAAUCUACCAGUGCCCUUAGGCAGAAUCCCAGCCUUUGCUGCUUCCCGGUUAUAAUAUUCACCCAAAUAUGAUUGUUUUAGCAGGCUUUAUUUUCAGACCCAACAGGCAGACAACAGGCAUGGAUUCAUUCCUACUAGUGUGACAAGAAGCCUGCUUAAUUUGCUAUAGACAGACCCAUAGCUCUGUUUAAGUUGAAAUGUUAGUAUUGAGGGGAGAGCUGGAUUUGACUAAAGAUGGAACAAUAUAUUUGCUUUUAUUAUGUAUUUUGAUGAGAUUUUUCUGGUAGUUUGUUAUAGAUCUCCCUAUGUCACAUACAUCUACAGUGCUGAACUGACUGAUUAGAAGCAGUCAUAGACUCACCUCACUGGCACAAUGAAAUGACCAAUAUGCAACAGACAGAGACGAAUAAAGCACACACUACUACACGUUAAUUAGAAUUGUCAUUUUGGGAAAAGUAGUUGCUGAAAUUGACAUAGAUUAUUGACAUUGUAUUUUUGUUUCAAGCUUGAUAAUAUCCUAAAGUCAUCAAGUCUGUUCUUGUUUUUGUUUGGUUGUUUUUUGGACAGUUGCAAUAUUUGCAAGUUGUGGUCUGUGUAGUGGAAUAAUAUGUUGUGUAGUGGGGAGGACAAGUUGUGGUCUGUGUAGUGGAAUAAUAUGUUGUGUAGUGGGGAGGACAAGCAUCUUAAAAAGUCAUGUGUAAUUUAUUGGAUUACUUUCUAUGAAGUUAUAUAGAGGAAAUUGAAGUUUAAUUAUUUUUAUUAAACAUAUUCUGACUAUC
This is a messenger RNA of Oncorhynchus masou masou (cherry salmon), 14482 nucleotides long. Its product is annotated as chromodomain-helicase-DNA-binding protein 9-like. The record is from RefSeq and is a predicted model, not a curated record. The coding region runs from base 557 to 9787 and encodes 3076 amino acids. Gene Ontology annotation, molecular function: ATP-dependent chromatin remodeler activity; protein binding; ATP binding. Lineage: Eukaryota; Metazoa; Chordata; Actinopteri; Salmoniformes; Salmonidae. The transcript has 41 exons.